AUGCAUCAACCAAGAUUGCAACAACUUGAUGAUGAGAAAGCUGAAGAUAAAGAAUUGAUCGACACUCUAAUGCUCGUACAUUCGGACCAAGUACGUAGAGUUCCAGAGUCAAAAGAAAUAUUCUCAAGAAGAUAUACUUAUCGAGGGAUUUACCACCAGAAACUGAUACACAGUUAUUUUCUCCCUAAUUGUGUGUACUCUGAUCAAGAUUCCCAAUGUGGGUUCUGCAUGCCUCGGCACCUGGUGAAAAAGAUUAUUGAUGAGCUUUGUCGAGUAGAACCUCAAUUUAAUUGUCAGUUUGAUGCACAAUAUAUUGGAGGUCAUAGUUCUAAACAAAAAGUUACUUCGGCUCUAAGGAUUCUAGGUUAUGGCAAACCGGCGGAUGCGAACGAUGAGUACCUUCGUACGGGGAAAUCAACUUCAUUCAAUUAUCUUUCAUUUUUUGCGAAGUAA
Molecule: messenger RNA, 453 nt
Organism: Papaver somniferum (opium poppy)
Lineage: Eukaryota; Viridiplantae; Streptophyta; Magnoliopsida; Ranunculales; Papaveraceae
Exons: 1
Coding region: 1-453 (150 amino acids)
Source: RefSeq, a predicted model, not a curated record